Debaryomyces fabryi is the source of this 1788-nucleotide messenger RNA. It is a transcript of the gene TRY5, whose product is annotated as Try5p. NCBI's taxonomy places the organism in Eukaryota, Fungi, Ascomycota, Pichiomycetes, Serinales, Debaryomycetaceae. The coding region runs from base 1 to 1788 and encodes 595 amino acids. The record is from RefSeq and is a predicted model, not a curated record. The transcript has a single exon.
AUGAAUGGAGUAGUAGGAAACACAGGUGUUGGAGUAGGGGUGAUAGGAGGAGUUGGAGGUGGAGCAAAUGGUGGGGGAGUGGGGAGCUCUAGCAGUAGCAGCAGUAGUGAUAUUAAAGUUGGCGUAGGAAUGGGAGGAGGCCCAGCCAAUGGGGCAUAUGCUUGUGGGAUGAACUCGGCGGUAGCAAUAGGGGCAAGACCCCAUGCUAUCACCAACCAUGGACUUCUCUUGUCGAUAGCACACAAAGUGGGAGCAAUAUUGAAGAGUGAAGCAGAGUCGGAGAUAUUUGUCGUAGGGUAUACAAUGUUGGCACAGGAUGAUGCGCCAAUAAUCCCUGAGGUGUUGCAGAACUUGAGUAAGUUUUUGCAGUUCCAUGAAAUUGACCGCAUUCCUGACUUCAAACUCUGCUUGAUCUAUUCGAUAUUAUCGAUUGGGCAUAUGACCGUCGGGAACACGGCCCACUGCAUUGCAAACUUCCAACAUUCGUGGUCGUUGUUGGUGCAAAAGCUCAUUCCUGAUUACAACAACAACAACACCAACCCCAACGACCAGAUCGAGAUCUUAAAUUCGUUAUAUAUCCUUUCCUACAUGCACUUGAAAUAUAACUUAAACCAAUACAAAUCGAUGGAUGUUACGUGUGAUUUGAACUUCAACUACUUGGAUGAUAUUAGUUACAUCAUCAUGUCCAACUUGUCGCUAAACUCGAAUAUUAUCAAUAAGAACAUGAACUUAUUCUGGUGUAUCUACAACUUGUUAUCACUUUAUCAAAUUAACGAUGGUCCUCCCAAGUUCUAUCAACUAUUCCUUCUGAGACCAAUUCUGAAUUUGAGCUUGAUUGACUUUAUGAACAAUAUUUCGCAGGCCGAUACUUCUUCAAAGUUCAUUCAGGAAGUUAUGAUUUCCACUGUAUCUAAUGAAUUGAACUAUUUUAAGCGUACAAACAAAUUACUCAUUUUCAAGCUGACCAGAGCAUUACACAACUCGAUCAUCCUAAUUCACAAGAUUAUUCCUGAAACAUCAAACAUUGAGAUCUAUAAAAUAUUUAAGAAAAACCUUAUCAUAAAGAGCCCUUCCAAGUUCCACGAUAUAUUAAGGUCGUAUAUUUUCAACCCAGUGGAAUCUAUCCACUUCAACCUUUUAUCGGUCCUUUUGAAAGAGUUCAAUCUCAGUUCUGUGCAGUCGUUUAAUUUUAAAGCGUUUAUCAAUAGUAACUUGAAUAAUUCGUUGCAAACCUUUUCGAGUGCCAUGCUUCCAUUUUUUGAAAUCGAGAACAGAGAGAUUAACAAUAACUUAGGAAUCGUAAGCUUCCCGUUGAUCUUUAAUUUACGAUUUGUCAACUUUCAAUCAGUCGACAUUUUGAAACUAGACAACUUAAAUUUUGAAGAUAAGAUGAAUUUAAAUUAUUUAAUUAUAGAAUGGUAUGUUACUUUGGUUAAAUUGUUGAUCAAUUUAUGGAAGAACAACCAUUUGAUAGAUAAUUGUAUCUUACAGUGCUUAUUAUACUUGAUCAACGACAAUAGCUCGGACUUUCAAUUCAAUACAGAGUUUUUCUGGUGCGUGUUCAGGAAGCUCAACUAUUACUUUGAAACUUGGUUAUCGUUUAUAAAAAACCAGUAUUUCCUUGUGAAUUUCAAGAACAACUUGCAUAAGUUUGUAUUGAACUACAUACAAUCUUCGCUUAAUUUGCUGUCAAGUAGCGUAUAUGAGUCCCGCUCGGUGACACGGCCGAAUGAUUUCAUGUUACCCCCUAUUAUGCCUCAUAUUAACCCUCCGAGAACGUCUUUAUAG